CGCUCUCCUCGGCCAGUGGCAGCGACUCUCCUCGGGCUGGGUGUGCGGAGGGAGGAGCUUCCUUUAAGGUUUUGCCAGGCAAUGCAACAUGUAACUAAAAGCAGGCUAGUUAUAGUUGUGAAGAGGAAGAAGUGGACAUUGGAUCACAGUGAGUUUACCUGCUGCUGCUUGUCCUCCUCAUGCUGCUGACGGGACUUUCGCUCACAUGACUCCGCGGAGGAAGUUGUUGCUCGAACCAGCCGGUGUGUCAGUGCGAGGAGCCCGGGGGAGCAGGUGGACUGGACGGGGGAGCGAUGCUGCAGCUGACGCGUCGGUUCGACCUGCACCGGGAUGUGGAGCUCGAUCUCCGCAGGAAGGAGGCGUCUGUCUGCCGGGUGACAGAAUACUCUGACGCAGUGGAUCCUUGCAUCCUGAACAUUGAGAGUGAUGGAGGCAUCCUUUACUCUUGGAAGGGAUCAACGGGGACCACCAGGAUUGGGAAGUACGACUCUGACACUAAACAGAACAAGCUCCUCUACUCAUUUGACAAGCAGGUGUGUGUCAGCAGCUGUUCCGUGAACAAGGAGGAGACGCUGCUAGCUGUCAGCUUGGCACAGAAUACCAGAGGAGAAGAGCGCCUCAGACCAAUAUCCAAGUGUCUCACACUCCUGAUUGAGAUCCAUCCCAUCAACAACACUAAGGUCCUCAAGGCAGUGGACUGCAGGGUCAAAGUUCAGUUCCUCCACCAGGACGCCAGCAGGAGAUCAGUGCCGGAGAGUCACCUGCUGCUGCUGACGGAGGAUGGAUAUGUUGAGCUGUACCACAUUCUGCUGACCAAACAGGAGGGUUACAGAGUGGUGAUGGCGAAUCCGGAUCGUCUGGUCAGAACGGCGGAGAGGAUAGUGGAGGACUUAAUUUGGGUCCAGUGGGACGGACACACACAAAGACUCUACUAUCUCACACACAAGGACAAGUUCCUGCUGCGAUGUGUUCAAUUCUACCCCAACCAUAACUGUGAAACUGUGAUGGAGCUCCCAUUAGAGUUGCCUGCUAAUCCUUUCCCCACAGUCAAGUUUGUAGGCCUGGGCUUCGACCACUAUCACACAGAGAGACCAGAACAGGAGCUCGUUAGCAUGGAGGUGUUCACAAACAGAAUAGGAAGCAUGUGUGUGUGCUACAGCCAGCCUCAAACAGACAAACAGGAGCUGAUGUACACGGUGGUUUUAGUUCACAAAGACUGCAGCAAGACGUUCAGAGUAUCUCUGAGCGGCGAGCAGGAAGCCACGAGGCUCCAUCCUCUAAUCAUCCCCAUGGGUUACUACAUGCUGGUGUAUCUGCAGGAUCAUUUCCUCCACUGUAUCAACACCCGGCAGGAGGAGAUGCUCUGUCACUCGCUCUUCCUCUCUGGUCACGAUGCUGACCUGGGCCUGCAGUGUCAGUCAGCUGACAUCACAGUGUUGCACACAGAGGAGGAGCCGUGUGGGAGUCUGCUGGAUGUGGCCAGUGGGAGGAUCUACAGUGCUGAGCUCAGCCCCGCCUACCUGCUGCAGAUCCUGCGAUCACAUGCGUCUUCCAGGUGUCCCAGCAGUCGGGCUCCCCCCCAGCACCUGGCCGCCCUCCACUGCCUGCUGGUUUACAUGGGAAACGACCCAAACCUGGAGCUGAAGAUUAUCGAAUGGCUGUGUGACCACAUAAAUGCCUUUGAAUCCUUUGACCAGAUCCAGGAGUUCAUUCUAGCCUCCCUGUACAGAAUAAGCUAUGAGAAGUCUCUUAGCCUGGAUAAAGUCCUGCCAUACUCCUCUGUAUUCGACAAGAAGGAGGUGCCAGUGUGUCUGCUGGAGAUCCCUGGUGUUGUGUGUGCCACUGAGCUGCAUAUUGAGUCUGUCAUAAAAGGGAAGGGUUUCUGGACCGAGCUGCAGUGGAACACGGAGAGGACAAAAUAUCUUGACGCUGUUCCCAACACCAGAUACAGAGCCUCACACAUACAGGCCGACUGGGAUAAACUGAGGUUCGAGAGGAGACCAUCCAGCCACAUGAGUCACAUCGAGGAGAACACAAAGAAGGUUCUGUCCGUGGUGGAUACCUGGUGUCUCGAUAAGAAGCUGGUGCCCCUUUUCCAGGAGGAGGACCAUCAACAGAGGGUGCUCAUCGGCCUGACGGUUGACAAGCUUCGAGAGCAUCUCAACAGACACUUGCCUCGCCUGGGGAAGAAGAAGAUAGACUCGCUGGUUGUCUGCUACGUAGCCAAACUGCUGGAGCUCGUCAGACACAUGCUGGAGUCAGUCUGGCUGAAGUUCAAGCUCGGCCCUCGUGCUCUGUGCUUGAGGAAGCAGGGCAGUCCAGCCGAGUGGUCCGUGCUUCACUUCAUGUUUCGCAUCCUGGAAGCCACCAGGGGGCUCUGCCUGCCACUCCCACCUGGCUUCCACACCCUUGUGGCCGUGUUGGCCGUGCGUUGCCUCCCUCAUCACACGUUCCUGCAGUACAUCGAUCACGGCUUCCUGCAGCUCACCGAAACCUUUUUGUCUCGGCUCAUGACAGACCUUGACAACAGUGACGUCAACGAGAGACUCAAGCUCAGCAUUCUUAAGAGACUACCUGAGCCUAUGGAGCAGAGGAUCCACCAUAUGUGGGAUCAUCCCGUCAGUUCAGCCUCGAUCUCCAGAGAGUACGUCAGGACUCUGCUGGAGAAACGCAACAAAAACAAGGGAUUUGCAUUCACCGGCGGAGAUAAGCCCGGUCUCACACCCGAGUUUCUGCCUCUUACCUACCUGGCAAGAAUACUCACGGAUAUAGAGGAACAAGCUCUGAACCCGUUCGAGGAGCAGGAGAACGUGGACGCCAGCUUCGUGGAGGAAACGGCGCUGAAGCAGACUCUGAUACAGAUGGGCUUCGAGGAAAAGUGAAGAAGGCGGAGGUUGGGGAGGGAGGGGGGAGGGACAGCGGAUGGAUGGAUGGAUCUUGGGAGAAACAGAUGAGGGGGAAAAUGCGUUCGAGAGCACAGUCAUCAUCGACUGGGCCUCGAGGACAAGUAACAGAUGGGUGGCUGGUGGAGGGCCAGGAGUGAAGGAUGAACGGAGAGAUUGAAAGGCAGAGCGCUCGUAAACAAGCUCGGGCUGGUUGAUGACAAAUUAGGGCGGGGCGGAGGGGAUAGAUGGAUGGAGUGGGGGGGAAAUGGAGGAUGAAAAAACAGUCCUGGUGGUGCGUGAGGGACAGUAUGAACAGGACCAAAACCAUUAAAACACAAGGGAACACAGUCAAAUCUUCAGUCGAAAUAUUCAUUCAAAUUCAUAAAAACGCUGGCAGCUAUUUAUACGAACUCGAUAUCCGUGGCAGCGACUGUUCUCUCCAGUGAGUCGCACACUUCUCCACCGCGUCACACUCAAUUUAUGGACAUCAAUGUCAAAUCCUGCGCUCGGCGUUUAGAAAUCAUACACACUUGUUUGUCCUCCCGUGUUUCCUCUAACGCCUCCGCAGCCAAUCAACUUGAUUACACACCGACAAAAGCUUUGUGUCCCCGGUGCCUUGAUACGUCGCAUUAAAUCUGAGUUAAACGGAUUCUCUACAGGAAAUAAGUGAGAUUUAGUCGUUGUGUUACUUUUUAAUAUCGUGAACUGAAUGUACAAUCGAGCCUUAACUGCUAAUAUGAUGGUUAUUACUUUAUUCCAAAUGUAAAGGAUUUUCAAGUGUUGAUACUUUAACCAAAAAUAACAUUUAAUAUCAGGUAUAUGUGUGAGAUAUUAAGGGAAAUUCACACUUGUCGCUGGCUGUCAUAAGGACGAUAAGGGCUACGUGUAGUUUAGAAUGUUUGAUGCUAAUGCUCGUGCUAAUCCCCGUUUCAGUUCAGUACAACAGACCUUAUGUUAGAGAGAUGUUUAACUACUAUACGAUAACUUUCGCUGACGAAGAUCUUCCACAACUCGUUAAAUUCAGAUUUUAAAGUUAGACAUUUUAACUUUAAAAGAAGAGUCAACACUUUCUUUGUAAAAAAAAAAAUGCUAUAAAUUGGAUAAAAUAUAAAUGUGUUUAUAACAAAAUACAGCAUUUCGUACACAAGCAACUGUACAAAGUUUAUCUUAUGGGAUUAUUUUACCUUUAGAGGAUAAAGUGACACGUUUUUACUCUUACAAAUAAAAAGUUGAGCCGCUGUGGAAGUGCUACAUGCUCUGAUACAACCUGUGGCUAACGUUAGCAAACUCAAGCUUGAUGUUGCUCUAUGACGACGUCACAAUGCUAAAUCAACCAGAAAAUGAUCUGCAAACCACGGAAUCAAACAAAAAUAGAGUUCACUCACCACGCACACACGCCCGCUCAGACAUCUGGUUCGUAUUGCGCAAACUUGUGCCAUAGAUCACGACUCAGCUCUAACUGUAAGUGGAGACAUUCCUGGGAUGGAGCGGUAAUGUACUUGUGUGGGAUGUGUUCGAAGUGUGUGUGUGUUUGUGCGGUUGCCCUGCACCCCCACACAAGAGUAAAUACCAGACAUUUCUUCGAUCUCAUGUCAUGCUUUCAUUUGAGAAAUUACAUAACAAUCCUCUCGGGGGGGAAAACCUCAUGUUUCUUAUGUUUACACAAAAAGAAACGUUUUGUACGAUGAAAUGUGAAUAAAUAGAUUUUUUUUUCUCAAA
Molecule: messenger RNA, 4604 nt
Organism: Platichthys flesus (European flounder)
Lineage: Eukaryota; Metazoa; Chordata; Actinopteri; Pleuronectiformes; Pleuronectidae
Gene: gsap
Product: gamma-secretase activating protein
Exons: 32
Coding region: 294-2882 (862 amino acids)
Biological process (GO): positive regulation of amyloid-beta formation
Cellular component (GO): trans-Golgi network
Source: RefSeq, a predicted model, not a curated record